GAACCGUUCAGAAAGGCUGAGAAGCAAGCAAGAAGAAAUCAACUGAUUUGCGCAAGCUCGGUAAAGAUAUUGGACAUUGGACUUUUUGAGCCAUUAUUGAAGUGGGGAUUCAGUUACCACAUUACAAUGUCUACGGAAUCACAGCUUGAAACUGAUUAUAUGACACUAACUCGCUUCAUUAUAAAAGAACAAAGAAAAUGUCCAAAUGCUACUGGUGAGCUUACACAGCUUAUGAAUGGCCUUCAAACAGCCAUUAAGGCGGUUUCAAAUGCUGUCCGUAAAGCAGGUAUGAUACACCUAGUGUAUGCAGCUGAGGAGUAUUGGUGAAAUUAAAUGAUGAUAUCAUCUUUUGUUCCUUCUUACUUGAUCCAAAAAUAUUCAUCAUUGUAUGUAUAAGAAUUGUACUCAUGUAUACGGAAAUUAUCCCAUACUUAUCUUUUAUGUUAAUGUAUGUCAAUAUUUUGGAAGUCUUGUAUGAAAGAGAGUAUUAGUAUUAUGGUUUAACUGGUGCCAGUAAUGUUCAAGGGGAAGAAGUGAAGAAAUUAGAUGUUCUGUCGAAUGAAUUAUUUAUCAACAUGCUAAAAUCCUCCUAUUCCACAUGUCUGCUUAUCUCUGAAGAAAAUGAUGAAGCUAUAGAAGUGGAGUUAGAAAGACAGGGGAAGUAUAUUGUUUGUUUUGAUCCAUUGGAUGGUUCAUCGAAUAUUGACUGUUUGGGUUCAAUUGGUUCAAUAUUCCUCAUACUACGUUCUCCAUCACAACAUGAGAAAGAUAGGACAUUAUUAAAAAUGGCAUUACAACCGGGUCGUCAAACGGUUGCUGCAGGUUAUGCACUAUAUGGUAGUGCUACAAUGUUAGUUUUAAGCCUUGGGACUGGUGUGCAUGGUUUUACAUUGGAUCCAGCAAUUGGUGAAUUUAUACUUACACAUCCUAAUAUUCGUGUAAAACCACGUGGGAAUAUCUAUUCAAUCAAUGAAGGUUAUGCUAGUCUUUGGGACAAUGCGAUUACAGAAUACAUCAAAAGGAAAAAAUUCCCUCAAUCAGGUAAAGCCUACAGUGCCCGUUAUAUUGGAUCUAUGGUUGCCGAUGUUCAUCGUACUUUAGUGUAUGGUGGUAUUUUUCUUUAUCCAGCUACAAAAACAUCACCUCAAGGGAAAUUAAGACUAUUGUAUGAAUGCGCUCCGAUGGCAUUUAUCAUGGAACAAGCUGGUGGUAUGGCAACAGACGGUCGCAUUCCAAUUUUGGAUAUUCAACCGCAAAAUAUUCAUGAUCGAUCACCAAUAUUCCUUGGAAGUAAAGAAGAUGUAGGUGAAUUAAUGAAUAUAAUUGAAAAAUUUAAUUGAAUCCUAGUCGCUGCUGUUCACUAAGUCACUAAAUGAACUGAUAAAUACAUAGAUAAUGGAAGAGCAGAUAACUAAGUGAAUAUUGUUAACCUGUAUAAUUUGAUUAUAUCUCCAACUCAGGACCAUCUUUCCUCUAGCUUUUUUUCUGAUGUUCUCCUUUUUUAUAGCUCUGAUUUUUCUCUUUUUUCUGCCUUCUUGUUAUAGUUUUUUUGGCGCCCUUUUUCCUUUUUUUUUGUUACAAAACUGCCUAAUUUGAUUAAAUUUUUCUAUCAGUCAUUUUUUGACUCAUUGAGUGUUUACCUACAACCAGUUGGGUAUUGUUCACUGGAUUAGUCACUCAUCUUUCAACCAAGUUCACUUUAUCCAUCUACCGACUUUUGACCAGCUAGAUUAUGAGCUGUCACACAGUUGGAGGGCUCCAUUGACUGAUACACAAGUCCACUGUUCAUUACUAAGUUACACUACUUACCAGACUAUGAGUAAUACUUAUGCCUGAGAUUAUUUUAUGUAUCCAGGCUGGGGAACGUAGGUGGAAACUUACACCCAGGAUUCAUCACUUAAAGUUGAGUGCUUACAACAAAAACGGGGAGAGGGGAUUCCCGAAGUUUUAGUGAGAAUUGACCGGUGGCACCAACCAAGUUGAAUAUGACGGGAGUUACUCAACAACGGGAUUGGAUGGAGGUUGCGCUAUAUCGUGAACUGAUAGAAGUUGAAAAUAUCGACCGUUUGACCCCGACUCAGUGACAAGAUGCUGGCCACGGAACCUGAAGGUGCUGGUUUCGCACUGCUGAAGAGUCCCACACUAGGACGAAGCAAAUGGUGCCCAGUGCUUCCACUUUUCCAAUGUUUCUCCAACUGAUAUCAUUCCAUGAUAAAUACCAACCUGAAACAAUAAAUCCCCACAAACCUCAACAUUAAAAUUAAAUCCAUGAUUUUGGUCACAUCAGCUUCACUGACGAAGAAGAUGAAUUCUUAUCCUCCACAGCAGAUGGCUUCGUACUGCCCAGGAAAGAAACUUAGCGCGUUGAACUUGGCGUACAGCUGUUUAAUGUGUCGGUAUUAGAUGUUAACAUUAUAGACGGAUGCUUGUUUGUUUGCAUAAUCAGUCAGUAUGAGUUCCGGAAAUUCUUUCAGCAGGUCUUCAUGAAUACAACUGUUGACUCCAGUGAAUACCACUAUGUUGUUGGUUUCGGUACCUGUGAUUACCCCAGCAGUAUCAAAGUCGCGUUAACGAUCAAUGAGCUUGUGAUGACUAAUGUCCAACAAAA
Heterobilharzia americana is the source of this 2608-nucleotide messenger RNA. NCBI's taxonomy places the organism in Eukaryota, Metazoa, Platyhelminthes, Trematoda, Strigeidida, Schistosomatidae. The record is from the annotation of a GenBank genome assembly.